Talpa occidentalis (Iberian mole) is the source of this 6450-nucleotide messenger RNA. It is a transcript of the gene UBALD1, whose product is annotated as UBA like domain containing 1. The transcript is spliced from 3 exons. The record is from RefSeq and is a predicted model, not a curated record. Gene Ontology annotation, molecular function: protein binding. Bases 12 to 539 code for a protein of 175 amino acids. NCBI's taxonomy places the organism in Eukaryota, Metazoa, Chordata, Mammalia, Eulipotyphla, Talpidae.
GCGGCGGCGCCAUGUCCGUGAACAUGGACGAGCUCAAGCACCAGGUCAUGAUCAACCAGUUCGUGCUGACGGCGGGCUGCGCGGCCGACCAGGCGAAGCAGCUGCUGCAGGCGGCCCACUGGCAGUUCGAGACGGCCCUCAGCGCCUUUUUCCAAGAGACCAACAUCCCCUACAGCCACCACCACCACCAGAUGAUGUGCACUCCCGCCAACACCCCCGCCACACCCCCCAACUUCCCCGACGCCCUCACCAUGUUCUCCCGUCUCAAGGCCUCUGAGAGCUUCCACAGCGGCAGCCCGAUGGCGGCCACGGCCACGUCGCCCCCGCCGCACUUCCCUCACGCGGCCUCUGGCAGCUUCGCGGCGCCCGGCUGGCCCGCUGCGGCCUCGCCCCCGGGGGGCCCACAGCACCACCAGCCGCUGCAGCCGCCCCUGUGGACUCCGGCACCCCCUUCCCCGGCGUCAGACUGGCCGCCUCUGGCCCCCCAACAGGCCGCCUCAGAACCGAGGGCCCACCCGGCCAUGGAGGCUGAGAGAUAAGGGAGGCCCCUCCCCCUCCCGGAGGCCAGGACCCCUGGGGCGGGGGAGAGGACGUCUCUGCGGGCCCCUGCACCCCCCUCUGUUGCAGCCUCUUCCCCAGCCCUGGAGGAGAGCCCGGGCCCGAGCUCCCGCGCGACGCCGGGCUGCAGUCUGGGCGCCCAGCUUGCGUGGCCGCGGCCCGGUGGUCUGGGUGCUGGUGGAUGAACUCCAGAGACCAGACGACCUUCCCCAGAGGACUCGUGCUCGGGCCACAGGCCUCGCGGGGCACUGGGCCCGUCCUGUCCGGAGCGCCCGGGGCCUGGGCCGCGCCCUCGGGAGUGCAGAGCCUUGUCGCAUGUGCGCGUCGCUGUGUCUGUGUAUUUAUACGUACGUCGCUCUUCGAGAAGCAACCUAGUUCAUGGGCAGCUGGACUUUGCAUGCUAGAGUGAGCCCCCGCGCCCCUUGCCAGCCGCCCGGCUCCCCAGGGCCCUGCCCCUCUCCCUAGCGCCCCCUGUCGGCCGGCCUUGCUGUUCCCUGCAGAGAAAAAGAUGGUGGGAGACUCCAGGACUCUCCCCUCCCCCGGCUCCUGCCUGCUGGGGCUGCCUGCAUGCCUUCCCCGGUGCCCGGGGUGCCCCAUGCCCAUUUCUCCCCCCAACAAAGGAGAAGAAAGAGUCCCAAACCACCACCAGGCUCUGUGGUCUUGCCUCUGGUCCUGAGCUUUGCUGCCAGUUCUUCCCUGUGGAGGGCGAGGCCGCGCCGCUCCGCUCAGUCCUUGCAGCCACAUCGGCUCUGGUCUCCCUGCCCGCUGGCGGCUUUUCCUGUGGAGUUAGUUUCUGGCCGGUGUCCCAGCGUCCCGGCCUCCAUCUGCCCCCCUUCCCCCUCGCCAGGCUGGUCAGAUUUUGGCCUCCUAGUGGGCCUUCCCACCAUCGAGGCCUGAGGUGAGGCCAGUCUCCUCUGGAGGUCAAGGUAGUGUCAGGCUGGAAGGACUGAAGUGUCAACCUUCCCGUUUCAGGCCCUUGGGUGGGGCCGCUGGGGGGCAGGCACUCCCCUGGGGGGCUGGGUGCCAGCAGGUGUGGCUGCAGAGUCGGUGGGGCUAGCGGCCAGUCAGGACCAGGCCUGGGCAAAGGAGACAGGCCACAGGGACGGGAUGGACUGGAGGUCCCAGGCUGCUUCCCAGCUGGCCAGGGCAGACAUCUGCUGUAGCCCCAAGGGAGGAGUCCGCCCGCCCACCUUGGGGGAGUGGUCCCUGGAGCAGCCUGCACCCCCAGCAGGGCAGGAGGGUGGUCAGGGCCUGUGCUGCCGCUUCGCUCAACCUCACUCCAUGUAGGACAGCCUGACGGCUCGUGGCCCAGAGAGCCGCUCCCGCUGGGAGGUGCGCUCAACACUGCACAGAAUCCCUGGUGAGCCUGGGCUUUCUGAGCAGAUGCCCGAGUCAGGCGGAGCUCCACCUCACCCCUACCGCGGAGCCUGGCAGAGUGCUCCCAGCCUGCCUGGGACAGCUGUUGAUGCUGGUCACUGAGCUGCCAUCUCUGGCCCUCACCUUGAAAACUAGCAGGGCCCAGAGAGGGUGGAGGACAAGAUGAGAAAGGUGGGGUUUGGGCCUCCUGAAUUGUCACGGGGCUUCAUUCUUCUGGAGGGGAAGGCAUUCUCGGGAGUGCCACGCCCACUCGGGUGGUGGGAGGCUUUGCAGGGGGGCUGGGUUACCUGCUGUGGGGUGAUGCACCUGAGCAGUGCCAGCCGGCAGGUGAUGGGAUUGGGGUCCAGCACCGCAGGGGAUGGUGUGUGCUAAUUUGCACUCCUAGAAGCCCCCAAAUUAUCUAUACCCAAGAUAGUGUGGUCCCCAGGCCGGCAGCAUCACCCCAACUGGCUAGAGAGGCAGUCCCGGGGACCCAGUGGAGAAAUGCCCUGCACUGAGGUGAGGUUGGUUUCUCUUCUGGAGCUCGAGGUAAUCUCAGGCUGGAAGGACUGAGGUUCCUGUAGAGCCUGGUUAUCCAACAAGGGCGCUGCUGACCAGGUGGGGUGUCCCGCCAUGGCCCCAACCUGUGAGGUGUGAUAGCACCCUCAAGUUGUGAUGAAAUGUCUGGAAACCUGGCUAAAUGUCCCUGGGCUCUGCACCCCAAGUUUCUUACAGUGGGCUCACCCCAGAGUUUCCUUUGAGAUCUGUAAAGACUGGCCCUCAAGGCCCCAGAGCCCUGGGGGAGAAGUGCUGUGGUAGAAUCCUAGACGCGUCCCAGGGUGUUGGUGACCCACCUGGUGAACUGAACACCCCUCAACUGCACGUGAAAGGGCAAGCUCACAGAGGGUCACGACAGGUCAGCUUACGGGCAACCCCAGCACACGGCCUUUGGGGACACUAGACUUGGGGCCCCCAAAAUUAGGGAGCAAAGGGUCCCCUGCGUACUUGAGGCACCUCUUCUAGAACGGGACCCAGGUAUCGGUUUUUAUUCACUCCCCAGGUAAGACGAGCCAGGAGCAGCCUAGAGGGAGGGUGCGCGAGCUGGGCCCAGGUUCCCAGUGCUUCCCCCGUGGCGUGCAGGGACCCCAGGUCUGUGAGCCUCAAGGGUGGGAGGAGCCCAGACAGCCUAGAGGGGAGCCUAAGCUUGUGUGAGACCAGGAAACAAGCAAACCCCGGGGGCGGGAGGGGGGGGCUGCGGCCCCUGGGGGAGCCAGCCUCAUGCUGCAGUCUGGCCUGACUGCGGGACUUGGGCCCCGCUCCAGCAUCCACGAGGUUGUGCCAGGCGGGUCUUGGGCCACACAAGUCUCACUUCUGAAGAGGGGGGUCAUGCUGAGUCAGGUGGGGUGAAAGGCGGGCUCCCCAAGAAGAGGGUGUGUGCCCCUUGCUGUUGAAAGGCCCGCUGGUCUUGGUUUGCCGCCGCUGGUGUGCUUGGGUGGCAUUUGUGGCUCCGAUUUGUCUGCAACAUUUAUGAUCCAGGGGCUAAGAAAAGCUGCCCUUCCGGCUUAUGUAGGGAGCGUGUGAUAGGAGGCCCAGGUUCCCCCAAGGCCACAACAGGCUGAAGGGGACAUCAGGGUGGGGACACCCCCACCCCUGGCCACCACAGGUGCGUGGUCUACCUCCCCAGGAAACACAGGGCAGCACCGGAACACUGGGCAGGCGGGGCUCCUCUGGCAGCUUUAGAAGGAAGGGCCUGUUUGCCCACCAGGUGCUCCCUGGAAGAGGAGGGGCUGCUGCAGGGCUGCCAAGCAUCCCCAAGGCCUUCCCCGGGGUUCUCAGGAACGUGCUGUUCCUCAAGCCUGAGCAGGCGGGUGGGGCUUUUCACAGUCGCUGGCACCUGGAACAGAUGAGCUUUGACUCAGGCUGCUCCUGGGAGUUGGGGAGACCUGGGUUGGCCAGGGAGAUCCGUUGAGGCCAGGCCAUCUUCCACUCCGCAUGAGGGAAGGUCAUUGGUUGCUUGGCCACAGCUUACAUCCGGGAAUGUGUGUGUUUCAGGUGAGCCUGAAGAGAACUUAGCUCUUCUCAGGGAGGGUCUCCAGGGCAAGGGCCCACUGCCAGGGCAGCCAGGGCCUUGCCAGCGGCUUCUGCUUCUGGGGACAGCUCCCCCUUGGGGACACUGGCCGGUCCUCCUCUCCAGGCAGCGAGACCACCAGGGACAGGAGGGGGAGCAGAAAGAACCCACUGCUGGCUGUGUGCACCAAGAGGGUCUCUGCUUAGAGCCCCCAGAUCCGUGGGGAGUCACCAGGGGUCAGGCCAGCCAUGGUGGUGGUGACGGGCCUGGCGUGCUGACCAGUGUCUGAGGAGGGCCGCAGCAGUGCCUGAACGUCCCCUUUCCAGCUGGCGGCGCCUUCUGGAGCAGGUCUUACUGGCGCGACGUCUGCAGUCCUCGGUGGCCCUACCUACGGUUAAUGAGCCAGUAUCUUUGAAAGGGGAAAAAUGCUAAGUGACUCCUUGACGGGGGUUUAGGGGUGAAGGUGGUUACCACGUAGCAUGUCCGCUCUAGCACCGCCUUGGCAAGAGGCAGCCCCAUCCCGUCUGCCCAACUGGUACGUGUGCUCACAUAGCAGCCCAGGCCUCCUGCCUCCCUCCCCGCACGACACAUUCAUCUCGGCCUUAAACCUGCACGUUGCAGAGACCCCCUCACUCCCAGUGGGGGAGCCCCUCCCCCUCGAGGAGGCUGGACCUAGGCCCUUCUCAAGUUUACACUCUGCCUGCUCCCCAAGGCCUUCCUGCUGGGGUGACCAGGCCACCCUUCUGGGGCAGCUCCGGGCCGGAGCAGGUAUGCCUCCUGCCAGCCCACCCGCCACCAUCCUGAGCCAGGAUGCUGGCUACAGCCUGGCACCUUGGGGCCAGGCCAAAGGCAGGCUCCCCCCGGCCACCCCUCCCCCACAGAGACAGGAUGACCCUCCCCAGUGUGAGCAGCACCGUGGGGACCCACCUGCUCGAGCAGGGUCAUUUCUAACCUGAGGAGUGGCCAGGGCAGCAGCUUUGGGCCCAGUGGGGACUGGUGUGGGGUGAAGAGUGGCCCGGGUGCCCGCGUAUCUAAGGGCAGGGGCAAGUCCAAGCACAGCCUGGCUCGGGUCCAUCCCCCCUUCCCCAGAAUGCCCAGUCUGGCCGCACCGCCCACCUGCAGGGAGAGGUACGGAGAAGCCCGCUACAUGGGCGGCACCCGAGACCGGCCUGCCCACCAAGCCGGACCUGUCCCGCAGCCCGGGCAGCUCCAGCGAGCCUGGCCACGAGGCCAACGUGAUGGAGGAGGGGAGUUUGCUGCUCCUCGGCCACAGUGGCUCUGGGAGGCUGAUCCCGCGGGGCAGGCAAGGCCACCCUCUGCGGAGACACGGGGCCCAGCACCCGCAUCCACAGAAAAGCAAAAGAUUUUAUUGUGGAGAAGUUGCCAAAAAUAUUCCUGAGGCCGCAGUCCGAGCGCUCGGCCCAUGGUUGCGUGGACAGGUAAGUCCCCCAGAUCACCUUGGAGAAAGGAGAGAAGCAGGGCUGCGGGCGUGGCAGGGAGGAGCUGGGGGAGGGGUGCUCCUCCAGGGCGGCGCCCCGGCUCCCUCCCAACAAACCCCUUAUUCUGUCUUCCCAGGGGUCUCUGGCUGUUGGGGGUCACGCCUGAAAGCUGCACAGAGUGAAAUGUUCUUUCAGUCUUUGUGAACUUUGAUAGCUGUGCCAGGACGGCAGGCACCCCUGGACAGGCCGGGGGUGGGUCGGGAGGGGUGACUGGUCCAGGGGGAGAAGGAAGCCGGCGUGCCGGGCCCGGCAGCUCUGCCUGGAGCCUCACUGAAUGGCCAGGUGGGAACCCUUCAAGCUUAGGUCUGUUUUGGGCCCCGCCAAGGCCUGGCAUGGCCGCCAGAAAGACUUCACGCGGGCGUGCGGGGCCCAUCCCGGGCGACAGCGGUCCCCGCUCCCCGAGGACCAGCCUGGAAAUAAACAAUCAGACUUUUAAAUAGCCGGUUCCUCACAGCCGUCCCUUGUGGAAACCGCUGGCACGGAGAGCUGAGCGGAUGCACGCGGGCCCGCGAGCUCCCGUGAGGAAACUGGUCUUGGUGGAGAUAAUGGCUCCAAGGAAAAUGGGCACCGGCCGCAGCCGGGGGGCGCGGGUCCUCGUGAAAUCAUUUCGGCAAAAUAAAAAGGCAAGUGAUUGCUUCCAAAACCACCCUAGCGGUGCCGUGCUGGGAGUCGGUCAAGGCAUUAAAUUGGCUCAGCAGAAAAUUCAACCUGGGAAGCUGCCGUCUCGACGAGCUGGCGGGCGCGCUUGUGCCGUGCGUGUUUGGGGGCGGAGAGUUAAAAGGGCCACAGGUUCAAAUGAGUCCCUGUGGAGACCCCCCAUGUCCGGUGUCCAGGGCCCCACAUGUGCCCCAGGUUCAGGCCCAGCCUGGGGGUGGGGAGGGGGCGCAGAGCUCACAGUUUAGUGGGCUCCUCGGUGGGCUGGAUGUUGGUCCGGGUCUCAGAGCGCAGAGGCCUGGGGUGCCUGGCAGG